Messenger RNA from Cavia porcellus (domestic guinea pig), 960 nucleotides. Its product is annotated as olfactory receptor 7G2-like. Gene Ontology annotation, molecular function: G protein-coupled receptor activity; olfactory receptor activity. Bases 19 to 960 code for a protein of 313 amino acids. Gene Ontology annotation, biological process: G protein-coupled receptor signaling pathway. Lineage: Eukaryota; Metazoa; Chordata; Mammalia; Rodentia; Caviidae. Gene Ontology annotation, cellular component: plasma membrane. The transcript has a single exon. The record is from RefSeq and is a predicted model, not a curated record.
AUCAGGUUCUACAACAGUAUGAAUUUCAGAAAUCGAACAGUUGUCUCAGAAUUCCUCCUGCUGGGAAUGACAGAUGACCCAGAGUUGCAGCCCCUCAUCUUCAGCCUCUUCCUGUUCAUGUACAUGAUCACCUUUCUGGGAAACCUGCUCAUAAUCCUGGUUGUGAGAUCUGACUCUAACCUCCACACCCCCAUGUAUUUCUUUCUCACCAUUCUGUCAUUUAAUGAUAUCUGUUUAAGCACAACCACGGUCCCAAAGAUGCUGGUGAACAUCCAAAUUGAGAGUCAUAGUAUCACAUACACAGGGUGCUUGUCCCAGCUCUGCUUUUUCUUGGUUUUUAGUGGCUUGGAAAAUUGUCUUCUUGCGGUAAUGGCCUAUGACCGCUAUGUGGCUAUUUGUCACCCUCUAAGGUACACAAUCAUCAUGAAUCCCCGCCUCUCUGUCUUGCUGGUUCUAUUCUCCCUGCUCAUUAGCUCUGUGCAUGCCCUGCUCCACAGUCUGAUGGCACUCCGGCUGUCCUUCUGUACAGACCUGGAAAUCCCUCAUUUCUUCUGUGAACUUGCUCAAGUUAUUAAAAUCACCUGUUCUGAUGCCCUCCUCAAUAACCUCCUGGUAUAUUUGGUGGCUGGCCUAUUUGCUAGUACUCCUCUUUCUGGAAUCAUUUUUUCUUAUAUUUACAUCAUAUCUUCUGUCUUGAGAAUGCCAUCAUUUGGUGGAAAGUAUAAAGCCUUUUCCACUUGUGGGUCUCAUCUAUCUGUUGUCUCCUUGUUCUAUGGAACUGGUUUUGGGGUGUACAUCAGCUCUGCAGUUACAGAAUCAGUUAAGAGAGCCCCAGUGGCUCCAGUAAUGUAUUCUGUGGUCACUCAGAUGCUUAACCCCUUUAUCUAUAGUCUAAGGAAUAGGGACAUGAGCAAUGCUUUGAGGAAACUUGUCAGUAAGAUAACUUGUGUUGUAGGAUGA